Spinacia oleracea (spinach) is the source of this 1955-nucleotide messenger RNA. Its product is annotated as protein TPX2. Gene Ontology annotation, molecular function: microtubule binding; protein kinase activator activity. Gene Ontology annotation, cellular component: nuclear microtubule; spindle. Bases 94 to 1662 code for a protein of 522 amino acids. Gene Ontology annotation, biological process: activation of protein kinase activity; mitotic spindle assembly; regulation of mitotic spindle organization. The transcript is spliced from 18 exons. Lineage: Eukaryota; Viridiplantae; Streptophyta; Magnoliopsida; Caryophyllales; Amaranthaceae. The record is from RefSeq and is a predicted model, not a curated record.
GACUCUAUUACCCUUUUCUCAUUUCUCUGUUUCUCUCUCCUCUUACUGUCUGCUUCUCUCUCUAACUGUGCGCAAAAACCCAGAAAAAAAAUCAUGGAUGAAGAAAUGGAAAUGGAGGAGGAGAUAAUUCAAGUUUAUGAGGUUUUUGAGAUUGAUUUCGAUUACGAGUUCGACGCGACUCGGUUCUUUGAUUUCACUCGCCCUGAGUCGGAAGCUGAGUCGCGAUUCUCCGAGUCGUGGUUUGGUAAAGCUCCUAGUUAUCCUCCUUCUCCUUUUAUUGCUCAACUAAAUGGUUUGAACUCCCCGCGCGUGGAUGUGUCCCCCAUGUCUAAAUAUAAUGACAGAUUGUCGAUGGAUGACGGUGAUGCUGAUAUUGAUGAGCACACGAAGUAUUGCAAUCAAGAUGAGGCACGCAGAGAAGACAGUAGCCAGGCUUUGUCGAAAACAAUUUGUGAUAAAGGUUUCCCAAAUUCCCAAAACCAAGCCAAAUGUUUUCAAGGAGGUUCCUCUACAGGUUUUACUUUCUUUAAUCACUUGGCCUAUGAUGUUAAGAAAACAAAACCAAAACCGUUUGCUAAGCCAUAUACGCGAAAGACCUCGACUUUAAUGAAGCCUACCGCGAGUCAGUUGGCGAGGCAAAAUCAACAACAUCAAGCUUCUGGCACUUUAAGAUUGCAGAAAAAUGACGUCAUUUCAGGUGCUCAUUCUGGGAUUGAAAGUCAGGCUUCAAAGAGGCAAAAGCUAGAUGGGGGUCUCCGUAGGAUUGUCGAUAUGAAGACACCGGUCAAUCUAACUCACAAGCAGCCCAAGAAGGAUGCUGCUGUGCAUGGCAUGAAUACACAUACUAAGCUUAGAAUUACAAUUCCAAGGGAGCCAGACUUUGCAACUGCGCAUAGGGCAGAGAGGUUUAGAUCUACAAGUACUAAAGAAAUGGAAAAUCCUACAGCAACCACAUGCAGAUUUAAAGCAAGACCGUUUACCAGAAAGAUUCUUGAGGCUCCUGUGCCCUCUUUCCCCAGGAGAAUCACACAACAUUUGCCAGAUCUUAAAGCCUCUCACCUUAAAUCAACUGGACGGACAAACCAGCAUACCUCCACUUCUGUAUCGGCGCCAGUUUGUCAAAAUGACAAGGUUUUGACCAAAGUUCAGGCUGAUAGCUCUCUGGAAACUGGAAAUAACGAUGGAAAUAGGAGUGACUCUGUGGAUGUCCCAAAAGUGGCUGCACGCCAAGUUGUACAUAGUUUCAAAGCUCGGCCUCUUGAUAGGAAGAUAUUGACAAGUAGAGGAGACCUAGGUGUUUUCAGAAAUAAUAAGCGUGAUGUUACAGUUCCUAAGGAGUUUGAGUUUCAUACAGCAAAGAGGACUCAGCCAAAUCUCCCAACAGAGCUUUUCAGCAAGCUCUCACUUGCUGGUGAACCCCGUCCAAAAAACUGUGCACAAAUUGACGUACCCCAAAGAACAUCAAUUCCUGCAAAGGGAUCAAAAGAAAACAGAUGGGAACCUUGUCAAAAGAAUAAUCAAAAUAUAACCCAUCAGGCAAAAGGAAAACAAGACACUCAUAAUGGAAAGGACAGAUUAACUGUUACUAAUAGAAGGAUUGGUGAAGUCAAUCCUCGAAAUGGCACGAGCAGGACUUUAGGUAGCUGCAGACAACAACAUUAGCACAUACUUUCCAUCUUAGAAUAGUCCUAAGAUCCAAGAUGUAUAGAUGCCUGUAGAUGAAGUUUAUACCAGAACCGAGGAAUCGGUUUCACAACAACAGAUGCAGGAAAAAGGUUUAGCCUUUCGAGUUCCUACACUAAAUUUAACCAUGCUUUGUACAGAAUUGUGCACCUCCUCUUUUCCCUACAGCCAUAGAUUAUUAAUCCAAUACUUGUUUAUUAGGAGGUGAUACAGUAAUGUACUUAAACAAAAGGAACAAAUUAAUUCUCAUCAAGGAAAAUUUAUGCUUAUAA